AUGGCUACGACAACCAACACCCUACUUACAGAAGCACACGAUCUUCAAGCCACCUGUCCAGACACCGCUCGAGCAUCCCACGAGUCUAGAGUAUGGGAUGGCCCAGGCCGUACGAUCGAUGAGCCUUCCGUACCAAAAUCCUCGAAUGUCCGCAUAGCCACAACUAUAGUGCAGCUUGCGAGUAUAAACCUACUCUCAAGCUUUACAAAUGGUGUUAUCACGGUCGGCCUCCCUACUAUAGCUCGGGAUAUUAGUCUCGCUCGAGAGCUGUACCUCUGGCCGAUCUCCGUUUUUGGGCUAACAUGUGGCUCGAUGCUGCUUAUGGCCGGGUCCAUUGCAGACGUGGUCGGGGCACGCCGAGGUGAGCUUGUAGGCUGCUUCAUGUUGGGCGUCUUCAGUCUCGCGUGCGGCCUAGGUCACACCGAGAUACGACUGACUCUGUUCAGAGCGUUCCAAGGGGUCGCCAUGGCCAUUCACCUUCCAGCCACGGUCUCCAUAGUGACUGCCACAAUCCCCAAGGGCAAGGCAAGAAAUAUGGCCUUUGCGGCUUUGGGAUUCGCUCGGGACAUUGGUUACUCCGUUGGUCUCGUCCUCGGUGGUGUCUUGAUUCAAACCAGCGGUUGGAGAUUGAAUUUUUAUCUCGCAGGAGGAGCGAUGCUGAUUAUCGCUACCGUGGCCGUUUGGGGUCUACCGAAGGAGAAAGAUAUAAGCAGUAUUAUAAUAAGUGGUGGCCUCGCACUACUGACUUAUGUUCUUGCAGUAAUAAGCGCAGACCUUGCCUCUGUACGAUCGGCUUCAACAAGUGCUCUUCUUGCGACGAGUCUGGUACUCCUGAUUGCAUUCCCCUUCUGGAUGAGUUAUAGAGAGCGUCAUGGAAAGCCGGCACUGAUUCCCAACUCCUUGUGGAAGCAUGCAUCCUUCGCAAGUACCUGCGUUAUACUCGCGAUGUCCAACGGUGUCGUCAUCGCAAUGGAGCUCUUUUCCAGCCUUUACUUUCAGGAGAUUCAAGACGCAGGUACGUUCACAACGUCGUUACAGCUACUCCCAAACGUGGUCGUGGGUGUCGUCAUCGGUCUCAGCUGUGGCCUUUUCGUGGACAAGGUAGCCGCCGGGUGGUUGGUAACUCUCACGUCUAUCCUGUGCGCUUGUGCCCCGCUUCUUAUGGCUGUCAUGGACCCAAAAUGGACCUACUGGUAUGUGGCAUUCUGGGCACAAGCCUUAUCUCCAUUCAGUGUAGAUGUACUGGUCACUGUCGGCAUGCUUAUUGUCUCCGAUGUCUUCCCGGACACGUCACAGGCGUUGGCAGGAGCAGUCUUCAACACGGUCGGGCAGUUUGGACUGAGUUUUGGUGUUGGUCUGUGCCAGCUGGUAGCCUCAGCCGUCACGGGUAACCAGGGGCAAGCAGAGAGUUCGGAAUUGCUGGAAGGUGACACUUUGCUUCGAGGCUAUCGGGCAAGUUUCUGGACAAUGCAUGGUUUCAUGUUACUCUGCACAAUAGUCGCCCUUUUUGGAUUGAGGAGGGUCGGUAAAGUGGGAUUGAAGCGAGACUAA
Rhinocladiella mackenziei CBS 650.93 is the source of this 1551-nucleotide messenger RNA. RefSeq lists its product as uncharacterized. The record is from RefSeq and is a predicted model, not a curated record. Gene Ontology annotation, cellular component: membrane. Gene Ontology annotation, biological process: transmembrane transport. Gene Ontology annotation, molecular function: transmembrane transporter activity. NCBI's taxonomy places the organism in Eukaryota, Fungi, Ascomycota, Eurotiomycetes, Chaetothyriales, Herpotrichiellaceae. Bases 1 to 1551 code for a protein of 516 amino acids. The transcript has 4 exons.